Pristis pectinata (smalltooth sawfish) is the source of this 5062-nucleotide messenger RNA. It is a transcript of the gene tbc1d32, whose product is annotated as TBC1 domain family, member 32. Bases 246 to 4217 code for a protein of 1323 amino acids. The record is from RefSeq and is a predicted model, not a curated record. NCBI's taxonomy places the organism in Eukaryota, Metazoa, Chordata, Chondrichthyes, Rhinopristiformes, Pristidae. The transcript is spliced from 35 exons. Gene Ontology annotation, biological process: non-motile cilium assembly.
CGAGCUGUCGCCAUCUUGUCUCGGUGCGGCGCCGAUUGAAGUUUGGUGACGAGUGGGCACCGCCGAGGCGGCGGGCAGAGGUAGUCACUUUAACAACGGUAGCAAAAAAUAAAUAAAAAUCCAGGCUCCUCUUUAUCUUGGUUAAAGUUUGCCUUAAACCCCAUGCAUGGGGGUUGCUCUGAAACUUCAGCGACAGGCUAAGCGUCGGAGGGUGUUUCCAUGGUUACCGUUGCUGGGGCCAAGGGAUGUGCGCCAGGUGCAGCUGUGUAAACACAGACCACUGUUUCUUAGAACAGCAGCUGGAAUACUAUGCAGCAGAGAGCCAGCUAAGCAAAAUGUCCCAUCUUUCCAAUGAGGAUGAGUCAAGUCUACAGUCUUUGGUUAGACAGCUAUUGAAGAGCAUUAAGGAGAGAAUUGUGGGUGCACCUUCACUCGAAUGUGCGGAGGAGAUCUUGCUGCACUUAGAGGAAACGGAUGAAAAUUUUCACAAUUACGAGUUGGUGAAGUACCUUCGGAACCAUAUUGAUGACGUACUGGGUUCCGUGAUUGAGAAGGAGACUGAGAAAUGUACUGGAGAGGGCCGAACUUUAGUUUCUGGUCAAGAUACUCUUGUUCAACAAGUUACGAGAAGCAUUCGAGAAUCCAAAGAAUACAAGGAUAUGAUGCAAUCAUUAAAAAAUAGUAUGAUGGUAGUUGUUGAGUCCCUGAUUAAUAAAUUUGAAGAAGAUCAACUGAAGAAAGAAGAACUACACAGGAAAAAACAGCAUGAGCAGCACACUCAUUACUGCAUGGAUAAUUGCUCAGACAGUGGAUCAUUAUUCAAUCAGAGUUACACAUUUAUGAAUCAGGAACAAUUGCAAAUUAUAAUAGGAAGAAUGGAUCCCAGCCAGUCAAAGGAGGUUCGACGGGAUGCCUUGCACACUCUCUGCUGUGCUCCUCCGUCUGAUGUAUUGAACUGUGAAUACUGGGGAACUCUCUGCAAAUACCUCGCAGCAGCUCUUUCAGAUCCAGACUCUACACUGAGUGAUAAAGGCCUUCGGUUCUAUGCAAAAACAUUUUCAUCAUCAACAUUUAGCAUUUCAAGAGAAAUCUACACAAGCCUGGCCAAGCAUUUGGAGUCCUGCUUUACUUCGCAGCAAAGUUCAGUUCCCAGUCUUUCAGUUGGUGUGGAUAUAACAAAUCCUGAUAUUAUACAGUUACUUAAAAAGUUUCGCCUUCUUAAUGAGUUUCAGAAAGAAGUUCCAUCCUUCUGGAUACGUCAUCCAGAGAAGUUUAUGGAGGAGAUAGUGGAAAGUACUCUGUCACUGCUGUCAGCAACACAUGAACAGAGUCUUAAUAGCGACACCUCAGACCAUGUACUGGAACCCAUCUAUUUCCUGGCAAUGCUGGAUAUAAAAGCCUCCUGGUUCAAGAAAUGGAUGCAUGGUUACUACAGCAGAACAGUGGUUUUAAGACUCCUUGAAAAUAAGUACAAGUCUUUGAUAACUGCAUCUGUUCAGCAAUGCUUGAAUUACUUUGAUUCAAGAAAUUUAGAGGAUGAUGCUACUGACAAUUUAUGCACCAUGCUUUAUCACUUAAACAGUGGUCAGAGGACAUACUAUACAGGACAUGAAUUGCAAUACAUCUGCUUCGUACAUUCACUGUGUCUUCUGGGAAGAUUGUUGAUGUACACUCAUGGUAGAAAACUAUUUCCUAUAAAAGUGAAAAACAGAAAAGAACCAGUAUCUCUGAUGGACUUAUUAGUACUGUUGAUCCGUAUGAUGUACCAGCACCCAAAUACAGCACAGAAUGGAAAUGUUAUGCAAGCAGAUUCGUAUGCUCCUGCAAAUCUUGUGAUGGAAGUAUUGCGCAUGUUAUGUAGCGGAAAAGAGUGUGCUACAGAGUGCCUGUACAAGAGCAUCAUUACUGAUUCCCUUCUUUUUCCAAUAGUCCCAUUGCUGAAAGAAAAACAGAUAAUUACCUGUAAUGAAACAGUGCUGAUAAACAUAGCUGAUAUUUUGGCAAGGAUAGCCUCUACAGACCGAGGACUUUCGUUGCUCCUUUUUGGUGAAAAUGACAAUGCUGUUGCAACAAAUUGUCUUUCUGCUGCACAAAUAAUUGCAGAAUUUACCAAAAGGCUACUUGAUGGAGAGCUUCCAGCUUUAGAUGGCUCUGAACCAUCCUCAGCUCUGAAAGGGGCUUUCAUUUUUGUCUGCCGUCAGAUGUACAAUACAUGUGAGGGUCUCGAAGUUCUGAUGCCCUACGGUCUACAUGAAUCUAUCUCUAAAGCAUGGAAGAAGGCCAGUUUACUUACAGAACGGAUACCAACUCCUGUAGCAGGAAAUGAAUCAGGUUCUUCAACAGCUCAAGAAUUGCAAAACAUGAUGAUCUUGGAAGAAAUGCUCCUGGACAAUCUGUUAAACUUUGCUGCCACUCCAAAAGGAUUAUUACUUCUGCAGCAAACUGGAGCAAUCAAUGAGUGUGUGAAUUAUAUGUUUAGCAGGUUCACUAAAAAACUUCAGGUCAGUAAAUGUGAAAAGUUUGGAUACGGAGUAAUGGUUACACAAAUAGCUGCAACAGCUCCUGGCAUCGUGGCACUGCAAAGUUCAGGGUUCAUCAAAGCACUUGUAAUGGAACUGUGGUCUGUUUUGGAGUGUGGAAGAGAUGAUGCUAGAAUGAUCAAUCCUAAGCCCACUCCUGUGGAGCCCAUAGACCGAAGUUGUCAGAAGUCAUUCCUAGCUCUGGUAAACCUACUCUCAUCUUACCAAGCUGUCUAUGAACUUAUUGGUAAUCUGCCACUGCCAAACAAGGCGGUAUACUCCUUACGUGAAGUGCCAAGCUCAAUUGUUGAUGUAAUUGACCGAUUGAUAAUUAUCAAUUCAAAUGCCAAAAUACACUCGCUGUUCAACUAUGAGCAUUCCCAUAUGUUUGGACUUAGGCUGCUGAGUGUUUUGUGCUGCAAUCUGGAUAUUCUUUUACUUUUGGAAUCCCAAUACAGUGUAUCAGAAAUUCUCUUAAAUGCACAAAAGGAAAACAUUAAGGAAGAUUUGGAAAAUCUAGGGGACUUCAUAAUUGACGGUCUCUCUGUGGAGAGAAAUCAUAUACUUAUCCGCAUGGAUCUUGUUGGGGGAGCUUCGGAACGGGUUUUACCUCCAAGAGUUUUGCAGAAGGGAAAUGACCCAUAUCCUUGGCCACUAUUUUCCUCUUACCCCAUACCAAAGUGUUACCUUCAAGAACCAUUGAAAAAUCUUGCUCUAAGACAAGAUAAUGAAGUUAUCAAGUUACUGAAGAAUUCAGAGAAGCAGACAGACUGGCUAGAGUGCUGUAAGAAGCUGUUCUGUAAAACUAUGACAACCAAACCUGAAAUCAUCAAAGGAAACACUCUUGUUGAAUUGCUGGAGAAAGUUGUUGAGUAUCUCUCCAACAACCCAUCUGAGUGGUUCUUCAGACCAUAUGAAGCAACUGAUACUGGUGUCAAGCAUCUCAGUCUUUCUCCUAUUCAGCAGCUUGGAAUAAAGAUGGUUGUCAGAUAUGGCAGAUUCCUUGGGGUACUAAAGACUGAUUCUGAUAAGGAACUUGCAGUUCUGCUGAUGCACUGUGAUAGAUUUUUGAAACAACAGCAGGUUGCCACAAGCUCUUCACUUUGCUGUCUACAGGGAGGUUAUGUUAGGCAUGACUGGUUUGCAUCUACUGCAUUUUUGAUCAUGUCAGGGGACGGAGAGAGAACACUAAAAUUUCUGCAACAAUUUUCGAACCUCCUUGUUUCAGCAUUUCUCUGGUUGCCUCGCCUACAUCGCUCGAUCCACCUUCCUGUGGAAAGCGCGGAGUCUGGUAUCCAUCCUGUGUAUUCCUGCACAACUUAUUACAUUGAGAUGCUACUGAAGAUGGAGUUGCCACUUGUCUUCUCAGCAUUCCGCAUGUCAGGCUUCACUCCUUCACAGAUUUGUCAACACUGGCUGGCUCAAUGUUUCUGGAACUAUUUGAACUGGACUGAAAUUGGACAUUACAUCGCCAUCUGUAUAAUCUUGGGCCCUGAUUAUCAGGUUUACAUGUGCAUUGCUUUGCUGAAACACUUGCAACAAGGCAUUCUUCAUCACAUGCAAACUCAAGAUCUCCAGGUUUUUCUAAAGGAGGAAGCAAUCCAUGGAUUUCAUAUUAGCAGAUAUUUGGAAUAUAUGGAAAAGCUGGAAAAAUCCUACAGAACUACUAUACUAACAGGAAUGAAGAACAUUAAAUAAUGAGUGAAAAUAGAUUUAAAAUUUGAUUACUUUCUUACAACUCCAUUUUCAAUUCUUAUUUGUAUAAUUUUAUUGGAAGAAUAUAUUAAAAAAUCUUAAAUAUGUAUAUAAAAAUGCAGCUUCAUAUUUAGAUGAUAUACUGUUACUGAAAAACAUUUUGGCAAAUGUUUGAAGAAAAUUACCACAAUUUCACAAAAAACAACUACAGCAAACUAAAUAAAAGAUAUUUUUUGGAGUUUUACCCAUGCGUUCAAAUGUAUUCCAUAUCCCUUUAGCUUUCAGUUCAUAUUUAGCAAAUCGAAGGGCAUUUGAGUUAUUGUUUUAUUCUUCUAGAGUUAGGCCGGAGAGUUAUUUUCAUUCCCAUUGUGACCUAUUUAAAGACGUGCAAAUGGGGGAAAAAUAUUUCAUCCAAUACAUUUUUCACCAUUUCACCUUAGCAAUGUUGGAUACAAGGAAAACCUUUGAUGUAUUUAAGUGUGAUCAGAGCUUAAUUAAAAGGAAGGUGUGGCGACUCACCGUCGCGGCGUGGCAACCUCGACAGGCUGUUGCAGAUCCAAAUGGGCCGGUUUGAGGCGGUCCGCCAUGACGCAGAGGCCGCCCCCCUAAGCGGCAGCUGGCACAGCCCAUGGACCUUAGGGACUGUAUCGCCGGUUCUGGGGGGGGUUGUGUGGCGACUCACCGUCUAGUCGGGCGAACCGGCUCGGCAGUUGGGUCGCGCGGCGUCGGAGCGACGAGGCCCAAGAUGGCAGAGGGCCUCGUCUUUCCGAGCGACGGGGAGAACCCGCGCGCGGGAAAGUCCUGAUGAUGUAGGACUUACGUCAUUACCGGUUGUUUUGGGCGGGAAC